AUGGGGGAGAGUCGACCGGCUUCUCCGGAGCCCCGCUCGGACCUGAACACCUUCGACGCGGCAGAGGCGGAGGAGAGUCGGCGCGCCUCGACGAGCCCCCGCUCCUUGGGGUCGUGCGCAAGACUCGGCGUCAACCCCGUGGAGCUGUUGAUUAAAUCGCUCAGAGAGUUCAUACCCGACCACCACGGCACCCCCUUCGAGGCCGUGACGCUCAUGCACCAGUCCUACGAACAGGAACGCGGCAGGCUUUUGCAGCUGUGUCUACGGGAGCGGGAGAGGAUUAUCGGGGAGUCGGAGGACAGAAGGUUGGGCGGCAGCAAGCUGCUGGCGCUGGAGGACGGCGGUGCUGGUGCUGAAAGACGGGGGUCCCUCCCAGACUUCGACCGGGGUUUCAAAAGGAAAUCCGUGAGCACGUCCUCCAGUUCCCUUGCUCAGCGAGAUCGGCGCAGGCGGAGACCCGAGAGCCUCGCAGACCUCAGACACUCCCCGGCCACCGAGCUGCAGCUGGAAAGGCUCACAAGAGACGUCGAGAAGGAGAUGAGUACAACGAUAACAGAGAGAGACCGCAAGAUAGCGGCUCUAAUGCUGGCUAAGCACCAGGAGGAGCAGGCGCGCCUGAAGCUGUGUCAGCAGGAGGAGAAGGAGCGACAGGAGGCUCGCAGGUGGGAGGAGGCCCAGCAGACCGAGAUGGAGAAACAGAGGAGAAAGAAACUAAAGCAGAGCAUGCAGCGUUGGCAUGACGACAUGGAAGCCCGCAGGAGGACGAGGGAACACAAGGAGAAGGAGUUGGUAGGACUGCGGGAGCAGGAGAUGUCACUUCAGGAGGACCGCUGGAGGAAACUGACAGAGGAACUGGAGGCACAGCGUAGAGAGAAGAUAGAGGCAGCACGAAGGGAGGCAGAGGUGCGCAAAUGCUGCCAGGAGAAGUUGCUGAGGGUUAAAGAGGAGAUGGAGAAAAUGGAGAGAGAGAAGGAGAGACAGGUCGCACAGGAAAGAGAGCUCAAGGCCAGGAGGAACAAAGUGACACAGGAGAGAAGGGAGCGGAAGAGGCUGCAGCACGAAAAUCACAGGGAGCUGCUGCAGCACGUCCACCUGAAACGACAGGUGGAGCAGCAGGAGGAGGAGGAGGAGGCGCUGAUGAGGAGUGCGCUGGAGAAAAAGCUGCACAACUCCUGGGAGAAACAUGCCCUAGCCAUGGAGGCGCGGUUUAGGGAGCUGCAAGGGCGUGCGGCCCAGAAGGGAGAGCAAAUCCAGCGAGCGCAGCUGAGGGCCAGGCUGCAGAGUCAACAGCAGCUCAGGCAAAAGGAGGUCCUGGUUCAGGUGAGCCAGUGUCGCAUGGAGAGAGCUGCCCAGCACACGUCCGCCCAGGGCAGGGUCAGAGCGCAGCAGACCCGCCAACACAACCAGGACAGGCAACUCUGCCACCAGCAGCUAAGGGACAGGGUGGAGAGGGAGGAGGAGGCCCAGAGAAUGGUCAGGGAGAGCUACAUCGCCAUGAAGGAGUGCAGGAGGGAGAGGCUGCUGCGGCAGCGAGAACAGAUACAGGAGGAGGCCCGCAGGCUGGCCCGUGCCUCUUUCCACAUGAGGGAGCGAGUGCGAGAACGGACGCGCUGUCGCACCUUUGAUCAGAUGGCCCUGGAGGCGGAGCUGGCUAACUCCAUAGGCCGCAUGAAACUCUGA
This is a messenger RNA of Lampris incognitus (smalleye Pacific opah), 1680 nucleotides long. Its product is annotated as coiled-coil domain-containing protein 177. Lineage: Eukaryota; Metazoa; Chordata; Actinopteri; Lampriformes; Lampridae. The transcript is spliced from 2 exons. The record is from RefSeq and is a predicted model, not a curated record. The coding region runs from base 1 to 1680 and encodes 559 amino acids.